UUCGCAGUUCACUUUUGCUAGAAAGUCGAGAAGAUAGGCACUGCCGAAUUUGGCUCCGGCAUUAUUUCUGUCUAGGUUGUCCUUUUUUCUUCUUCAGUUGAUCCUGUCAGGUUAGGAUCAUGGCCAGUAAAAAGAUUGCAGUCAUUGGCAGCGGCCUGAUAGGUCGCAGUUUCUCCAUGCUGUUUGUCAGUGGAGGCUACCAGGUGUCCGUGUAUGAUGUGGAGCCGGCUCAGAAUGCCGUGGCAAAGGACGACAUCUGGAGCCAGCUGAACAAGCUCGAGGAGCAGGGACUUUUGCGAGGCUCUCUCUCCAAGGAGCAGCAGUUUGCCAACAUCACGUACACCGAGGACUUGGCUGAGUGUGUGAACGGAGCUUUCUUCAUCCAGGAAUGCAUCCCCGAGCGACUGGAGUUAAAGAAAUCUGUGUUUGCCAAAAUAGAGAAAGUGAUGAGUCCUGAUGCCAUCAUGUCUUCCUCCACUAGCGCCCUGAUGCCAUCUCUCAUUUCUGGGGAUCUUACUCACAAAAAUCGCUUUGUUGUUACACACCCGACAAACCCACCGUUCUACGCGCCUGCUACAGAAGUUGUUCCGGCAAGCUGGACCGACGCUGACGUGAUAGAGAAAACUGUGGCUCUGCUCAAGGAAAUCGGACAGGCCCCAGUAUUGUUGAAGAAGGAGAUCAACGGCUUUGUGCUGAAUCGUAUUCAGUACGCAAUAUUGGCUGAGACGUGGAACUUGAUCCGAGAUGGAAUUGUGAGCCCGGAGGACUGUGACGUGAUCAUGUCUCAGGGACUAGGAAUGCGCUACGCUUUCAUGGGACCCUGGGAAACUGCAUAUCUCAACGCUGAUGGUUUGCACAGCUACAGUGACCGAUACGCAGACAUGAUCUACGGGAUUCAGAAAGACUUCCUGCCUCCUGAGAAAAUUGGUGGGGAAACUCUGGAUGUAAUCCAGCGUGGGAUGGAGAACGUUGCCGGGCCCGUAGAGAACUUGGAACAGCGGAGACAGUGGCGAGAUCGCCGGCUUGUGGCCCUGGCCAAGUUGAAGGCUGGCAUGAACAAAGAGGAGGCAAAAUAAAGCGCCGGAUUAACGUACAGUGCAGCAUUUCUAUAACAACAUGGUCGGGAUCAGAAAAAAAAUGUCGUUAUAGAGAGUUGUUGUUAUAGAGAGGCAACCAUAAAUUACUAGAUAUAUAAGGAAAAAA
Messenger RNA from Aplysia californica (California sea hare), 1203 nucleotides. RefSeq names its product lambda-crystallin homolog. The coding region runs from base 120 to 1076 and encodes 318 amino acids. Gene Ontology annotation, biological process: fatty acid metabolic process. NCBI's taxonomy places the organism in Eukaryota, Metazoa, Mollusca, Gastropoda, Aplysiida, Aplysiidae. The transcript is spliced from 6 exons. Gene Ontology annotation, molecular function: oxidoreductase activity, acting on the CH-OH group of donors, NAD or NADP as acceptor; NAD+ binding. The record is from RefSeq and is a predicted model, not a curated record.